Molecule: messenger RNA, 835 nt
Organism: Colletotrichum navitas
Lineage: Eukaryota; Fungi; Ascomycota; Sordariomycetes; Glomerellales; Glomerellaceae
Exons: 1
Coding region: 197-682 (161 amino acids)
Source: RefSeq, a predicted model, not a curated record
GGGUGAAGGAGAGGCUCGGGACAAGUCUCAGCCGAUCCAACCCGCCUCUCGUCCCAUCUGCAUCCGGUAUCACGAGUCCAGGUCCCCCCCCCCCCUUCUCCCCGCGUUGACAAAAGCUACUUCUCCGAGUGGUGAAGAAGGAGAGCAUGAGUCCGGGGCGGGAGAGCGCGUUGCAACAGCAGGUACCGGCACCGGCAUGCGGAAAUCUCACGCAGCUUUAUGCCGGCACUGCGCUAUUGUCGAUCAAACACGCCUCCGCAGACCACUCCGAACCACGGCGCAGCAAGAAAAAAGAAAACAAGAAAAAAGAAGAAAACGAAGAAGAAGAGAAAAUGGAAUUCAAGGAGGGGCGACGAUCGCCUCGUUUCUGCUGCUAUUGUAUGUCUGUAUUGAUUGCUCUGCCUAUCUACCGUAUCAUCCGAUGAUCCUCGAUGAAUAUUGCUUCGUGCCUAUGUGCGUGCCCCGGGCUCAUCCUUUCUCCGCCCAGCACGGUAAUUGUAUCUCCUCGGGAGAAACCACGCGCCCCCUUCAGAUUUCAAAGGCUGCGGCAGGAAGCCCAAGUUAUGUGUAUCUUUCCAUGUGGAAGUAUUCUCGCUCUGCCAAAAAAAAAAAGUUGAAGGAAAUGGAAGUGUCCCGUGUCCCAGAAAUGAUGUCGAGCCAGAUUCCCUCCCGUGCCUCAUGAUGCAUAACAACGCCUGCCACUCAACUUGGAACCUAUUGUGCUGAAGAGAGGAAGAACGGGGUAAAGAGAGGGGGGGCGGUCAUCUAGCCGGUUGCGAUCCGAGAAAAUGAACAAAUCUUGCAACGAUGAAAAUAAAACUCCUCGUGGCAGCCG